UCUGAAGUGGUGCUUGAUGUUGUCUCUUCCUCUCUUCAUUCCAAACUGUUUCUUCUGACGAUUCUGCUUGCCGUUGAAGAGGAUACUUUGCAGAUCCCUCUUGCUCUCAACGUCUUUGCUCUCGACAAUCUUGUGGUGACCAAGCUGGAAUCUACUCUUGUCAAUAGCCUUUGAGAUUAUUUGGCUUCCAAUCUUUGGAAUAUCAGCUACUCUAGUCUCAGAUUUGGCAGUGGCCUUUUCCUUAGCUUUCAUGGCUCUUGUCUUUGGCAUUUUUCUUUUGUAA
This is a messenger RNA of Moneuplotes crassus, 283 nucleotides long. The record is from the annotation of a GenBank genome assembly. NCBI's taxonomy places the organism in Eukaryota, Ciliophora, Spirotrichea, Euplotida, Euplotidae.